Molecule: messenger RNA, 1234 nt
Organism: Moneuplotes crassus
Lineage: Eukaryota; Ciliophora; Spirotrichea; Euplotida; Euplotidae
Source: the annotation of a GenBank genome assembly
UUCUAAAUAUCUCAAUGGUGAAACAACAUUAUUAUGCGUACUUCUUCAUGCUAUCUAUGAUGAUACUGGGCCAAGUAACAGCUUUUAGAGAGUUUCAAGGACAUAGAGACUUACUAAACUGAGGGACUCUGACUCAAUGAAACUCAUGCUCAGCUUACUCAGCCUGUUCUUUUUUAAAUGGAGUAUGUAAAAAUUCUCUUGGCACUAGAAUCAAGACAAAGCCAUACAUUCAACAAGUGCACUAUUCAAAUUGAGUCUCAGCUAAAAAGGUCGGAUACAUUUACAUGGGUGAGAAUAAUCAAAAUUCUGUCACUCUAGGCCAUGAAUCGUCAGCCCCGGUGGAUAAUUCUGAAUCACUAUGAGAGUGGAAAUUCGUGAUGGAAGAUUAUGAUUCAGUACAAAUUGAUAUCACCAAAAGCCCUGAGAACUAUGAGGACCUCUAUAUCUAUGUAAUGACUAAGAACGGUGCAAAUUAUUAUUACUUAAAUGAUUUAAGCUCUUGAAACUCUACUCAGAAUACACUGAAGCUGGAUGAUGUGAAAUAUAUAUCCGUAAGGGCUGAUAAAUUGUCACUUAACUCUGAUUAUUCUAUUAAAAUAGAAAGGGUUAGUGAAAAAACUAACGUACUUUCAGCAGUGGUUAUCUCUGUUAUCCUGGGAGUGGUCAUGCUGGCCUUUGCCAUAGUCACAUUUAUACUUCUCUUCCUUUCGUUAAGGCAGUGGAUGAGAGAAAGAAGAGCCAGAGCUGAAGUCGAGAGGGAAAGAAAAUGCUUAGUUCAUAAUCGAACUAAAUGGAUAAAUGACACUAUUGCCUCGAUGACUCAAGGAAGUAUUUCUAAUAUGGUUCAGAAAUUCGAACAAGAGAAUUGAGUUAUCUGCCUUGAAGAAUUUAAUAUGGACAGCAAUGUUUGUAUCACUCGGGAGUGCUCCCAUACAUUUCAUAUAAAUUGUCUUAAAGAGUGGUAUUGUAAUAUCAAGAACGACGAGCAUCUUAUAUGUCCUCAUUGAAAGAUGGUUAAUAAGCCUAACAAGAAGAGAAAGAACUCCUUUGAAGAGGAAGAGGAGAGAGGAAGCCCUAGUCAUAAUGUCGCUGUUGUGAGCUAUUCUAAUCCAAGAGUCCAACUUGAAAGAGAUAUAAGAUCAAACAUUGAAAACUUUCAAAAUAGAAGAGAUAGCAUCCUCCCAACUCGGUAGAUCUGAUACAACGAAGUAAUAAUCUCCGAUUAAAGGAUACA